AAUUAUAUCUGUCUGGCUAUAUAAAAAGAAAAAUAAUUAAAUUGCAUGUAGUUUGGAGUCAGCUUGUAACAAGUUAAGAUGGGUAAAGUGUCGUUUUUGUUGAUUGGAAUCCUCACUAUCGCAGUCUUCAAUGCACCGCAAGUGCAGGCUGUCAUAAAUGACGUGGUUGCAUCCCUGCUUCAGCUAGUAAUCGGCAUUGUGGACACAACUCAAAUGAUCGUUGAGAAUACCUUCAAUAGCUGCAUGAGUACUUUACUGUCACUAAAUGAUGUCCAUAAGAGCCUCUUGUUAACUCUACGAAAGAACCCAAUGAUGAGUGAACCAAACCAUAGAAUGGAUGAGCGACUCCGGGUAGCUCUGACUGAUUUAAAGGCGACCUACACAAGCUCCACCACUGGAAUUUCAGGACUUGUGAAUCAAAUGUCAGGACGAGCAGGCCUUCUCAAAACCAUCGUGGAGGGUAUCCAGAACACAAUGACUGGCUCAAUUACUGAUCUGAAAUUAUUUGCGGACAAAUGUUUGUCGAGUAACCAGGUUGUGUCAAUGUGUAACGAUCUUCUGGUUUGUGCUCAAAGUGCGCAAACCAUCCUCGAUGGAGAACACUCACGUACACAAGAGACUGUAACGGACGUUUUUAGACGCUUCGACAACCUUUCUAGGAGACGGAGCAACUGCAUAUCUUUGCAAUCAUCUAGCGUACCUAAAGCGCUUGAAUGUGUUCGUCAACUAACCAACGACAUGCCAGUUUUGAGUGAAACCAUUGAAAUGAGCUUAAUACCUCAAACAAAUGUCAACACCCUGCUUUCCAGUGUCCUCAAAUGUUCUACAGAAGUUAUGACCAAGAUUGCGACCUUAUGCAAGUGACAGUAUCAUAGUUUUGUUUUUUGUUUUAGCGUUUUUCUAAUUAAAUAAAAUAUGUGAAACAAUAUAUAAUUUCUGAAUCCUAGAUUGUACCUCAA
Messenger RNA from Hermetia illucens (black soldier fly), 959 nucleotides. RefSeq lists its product as uncharacterized. The record is from RefSeq and is a predicted model, not a curated record. Lineage: Eukaryota; Metazoa; Arthropoda; Insecta; Diptera; Stratiomyidae. The transcript is spliced from 2 exons. The coding region runs from base 79 to 864 and encodes 261 amino acids.